Punctularia strigosozonata HHB-11173 SS5 is the source of this 444-nucleotide messenger RNA. RefSeq lists its product as uncharacterized. Lineage: Eukaryota; Fungi; Basidiomycota; Agaricomycetes; Corticiales; Punctulariaceae. The record is from RefSeq and is a predicted model, not a curated record. The coding region runs from base 1 to 444 and encodes 147 amino acids. The transcript has a single exon.
AUGAUCUCCACCACCGCCAUCGCGAACCCCCACCUGUCCACCAACUCACCCUCUUCCUCGAACACCUUCUUUGCCAAUCAUGGCGCCGUCGCCGGUCUCUUCUCCGGCAUCGGCGUCGCCCUCGUCGCCACCGCGCUCUUUCUCUCCAUCGCGAACCCCACCUGUCCACCGACUCGCCCUCUUCCUCAAACACCUUCUUCGCCAACCAUGGCGCCGUCGCCGGUCUCUUCUCCGGCAUCGGCGUCGCCCUCGUCGCCACCGCGCUCUUUCUCUCCAUCGCGAACCCCACCUGUCCACCGACUCGCCCUUUUCCUCAAACACCUUCUUCGCCAACCAUGGCGCCGUCGCCGGUCUCUUCUCCGGCAUGCCCUCGUCGCCGCCGCGCUCUUUCUCUUACUCUGUAUCCGCCGCCGCCCUCGCACGCGGCGGCUCCAACACGACUAA